GAAGCAGGAAGGCAGGAAGGCGGGCAGUGAGGCGGACAGGCAGAGAGAGAGAGGUGGAAGAGGAAGGCUGUGCAUGCUAACAAGCCCCUUCGUGGUCGUCCCCAGCGCCCCAAACAUGCUGUAAUGGAGAGGAAAGACGAGCGACGUUAAGCCGGCCGCCAUGAACAAGCGCCCCGCAGCCGCCGGCACCUUUGAUUUGAGAGGAAAAAACGCCCUUUUUUCUCGCUGAGUGAAAUGUGUCGCGAUUGCUCGGGGACCGCAUUGUGACAAUGGAGAUCGAAAAUAUCGUGGCCAACACGGUUCUCCUGAAGGCGAGAGAAGGUGGAGGAGGGAAGAGGAACGGCCGCAGUAAGAAAUGGAAAGAAAUGCUAAAACUGCCCCAUAUCAGCCAGUGUGAGGAGCUUCGGCGCACCAUUGAGAGAGACUAUACCAGUCUGUGCGAGAAGCAGCCCAUUGGUCGACUUCUAUUUCGUCAGUACUGUGACACUAGGCCAGAGCUGAAGCGCUGCAUCGAGUUCAUGGACGCUGUGGCUAUGUACCAGCUAGCUCCAGAUGAGAAGCGGAGGGACUGCGGUUUGAAUGUUUUAGACACUUACUUCAAUAAUGGGUCAGCAGCCCAUCUGCCAGACGUACCCCAAGACGUGGUCGCUGGGUGCCGGGAGAGACUUGAGCAGAGUCAUUGUAAGGAGCUCUUCAAUGACUGCACCAAAAUAGUUCGUGAUUAUCUAAGUGGAGCUCCCUUUUCAUCCUACCAGGAGUCCAUGUACUUCUCUCGCUUCCUGCAGUGGAAAUGGUUGGAGAGGCAACCAGUAACCAAAAAUACCUUCAGACAUUAUAGAGUACUAGGAAAAGGUGGAUUUGGCGAGGUUUGUGCCUGCCAAGUACGCGCCACCGGUAAGAUGUACGCCUGUAAAAAGCUGGAAAAGAAACGAGUGAAGAAAAGAAAAGGUGAAGCAAUGGCACUAAACGAAAAACGAAUUUUAGAAAAAGUUAACAGUAGUUUUGUAGUUAGUUUAGCAUAUGCCUAUGAGACCAAGGAUGCGCUGUGCCUGGUGUUGACCAUAAUGAAUGGUGGUGACUUAAAAUUCCACAUCUACAACAUGGGCAACUCUGGCUUUGAUGAGCAGAGAGCCAUCUUUUACGCUGCUGAGAUCUGCUGUGGCCUUGAGGACCUGCACCGUGAGAGGAUAGUCUACAGAGAUUUAAAACCUGAAAACAUCCUUCUGGAUGAUCGUGGGCACAUCCGCAUUUCAGACUUGGGUCUUGCUGUGCAAAUUCCGGAAUCAGAGACGAUACGAGGGAGAGUAGGCACUGUUGGUUACAUGGCUCCAGAAGUAAUCCAAAAUGAGAGUUACAACUUUAGUCCAGACUGGUGGGGUCUGGGCUGUCUCAUCUUUGAAAUGAUCCAAGGCCAGUCGCCCUUUCGCAAACGCAAAGAACGAGUCAAGCGGGAGGAGGUGGACAGACGAGUGCGCGAGGAUCAAGAGGAAUAUUCUGAGAAGUUUUCUGAAGACUCGAAGGACAUCUGCAGACAGCUCCUGUCUAAAGAUCCUAAGAUUCGGCUUGGUUGUCAGGGUCGGGGGGCUAUCGAGGUCAAGCAGCAUCCCAUCUUCAAAAACAUCAACUUCAAACGAUUGGAGGCCAACAUGCUGGAGCCUCCUUUCAGCCCAGAUCCCCGGGCCGUGUACUGCAAAGACGUCCUUGACAUCGAGCAGUUCUCCACUGUCAAAGGUGUGAACCUUGACCCCACAGAUGACGACUUCUACCACAAGUUUGUCACGGGGAGUGUCUCCAUCCCGUGGCAGAAUGAGAUGAUCGAAAUGGAGUGCUUCAAAGAAAUCAACGUCUAUGAGACCGACGGGACGCUAUGUUCAGACCUGGACGUGAACCGACCUAACCCUCCACCAAAGAGAGGCUUCUUCUACCGCCUGUUCAGAAGAGAGGCAAGUGCUAGUGCUGCGGCAACUGUCCGAGGGGGUGGGGGCUAAGGUUUGCUUUAAGAGCGGUUACAGCGACGACGAGUUCGAGGAGCCCUCACGACUUUAAACCACUCCUUCCACCCACCACCCCCCCCCAGAUCUAAACCAUAAACUCCAGCCGAGUGCGAAUUUUAGGAACUCAGUGAAUGUUGACCUGUAUUUAUGAACUGUAUUAAAAAUGUAUUAUAAUUAAAGAAAAAAGUAUGAGUUUAAAGAUUUUGUACCUUUGUACUUGAAUUUAUGUCUAGAUGUAUAUUUUCACUAAAGGUUGUAUUGUACAAAAAGCCAUAAAAGUACCACUUGAAUGCAUACAUUACAUAUUGAUUUUCUUGUUUUGGGAACGAGUAUGGAUAAUGUUUAUUUGGGCAGUUUUUGUUGUAUUUUUUUAAAGAAGCACAGUACCAGUUGUCUUUAUUUUUUCUCAAUGUAGCAUAAGGCCUUUUUUUUUUGUUCUUUAUUCUUUUAUGUGCUGUAUGUUUUAACAUUGAUUUGGCCAAUGUGACGUGUUUUUAGCACAUCAGAUCCACCUAACCCCAAAUUAAGGCAUUGCCUCCUCAACUCAAGGCUCAGGUAGAUCUGAAUGAAAUCUGUCAAUAUACAAAUGUAUUGAUUAUUGCUUUAUUGUUGCUUUACUUGGCCCAUCAGAAAGAACCGCUCUCCCAAACCGGUGAGCCCAAUAGGCUCAUAUUUACCACCGUAUUUUUCGGACUAUGGAACGCACCAGAAUAUAAACGGCACCCACUAAAUUCUAACUAUAUGUCGCGGAUCUUAUUAACAAAGAAACAUAGCCGUUAGAGAAGAAAAAUCCAUAGAUUAACCGCAGCGUUGUAUAAGCUGCAGGGUGCAAAGCAUAGGUAAAAAGUAGCUUCUUAUAUUCCAGAAAAUACGGUAAUAUCCGAUAUCAGACAUUGUUUCCUCUCUUCAGUUAAUAUUUUGCAAAAAUGACUUGGGCAGAGCUAGAUUUAUUUUAUUUAUUUCUUCGUUUAGCAAUGGGGGGGGAAUAUUCCGACAUUUUGCUGCCCAAGCAAGUGCUAAGAGGGAGUGUUAGCAUCACAUUGUUAAAAAUCUGACCUGCAGCUGACAAAUACUUCCAUCCUUUUAGCAUAUUGCUGUCGAAUCAAUCCUGUUCUGCCUCUGAAGUGAGAUUAGAGCCUGCUUUUGCCUUUUGUGCAGUAAGUAGAUCAUGAAUAGCCGCUACGGAGGCUCAUUUGUGUUUUUAUUACUAAAACUUUCUUUUGACACUGCUUUUAUGAACUGAACUGUUUGAAAUUUGUGGACUAAUUUAAUUUUUUUUUACAUUAAACUGUGCAGACUAAUUAAUUGAAGACAAUAUGUGUGUGUUUAAAAAUCAGUGUUUUGAAAUUUAGUUUAUACAAAUUCAAUAUAUAAAAUUUAACGCAGAAAUAUUUGUUGCUUCAAAACUCAAGACUCACGUCGGGUAAUUUAAGACCAAAGCAUUCGAUUUUGUCUCGGAACUAGCCAAUAAGGUGUCAGGUUUGCAGUCACGCCUUGAAGAGUAGGGGCAUAGCAAGUCAGUGAUGUACUGAGGGGCCCCACUAUGCAACGCACAGAAUGUCACAACUAAAAUGUCAAACCCAAUGCGAAAUCAGUCCACAAAAUUCAAACGCAAUACGUUCAGUUGCCUAAUUCCAGUGUCCAAAAAGAUUUUGGUAACACAUGCACAAGUUAACCCCUAUAGUCCACCCGUUGACCACAUAUCUGAACUCGAUGUGUGGCUAUAUUCCGUGACCUAAGCUAUGUUUAUGCUAGAUAACUAGAACCAUGGAUGUUGUAAUAGUGCACAACCUUUGACUCUUCCAUUAAAAAGCAUACCGCGAUAUGUGGUUCACUCGUAGAAUGGUGCGUGUCGAUGAUAAAAAAAAAGGGACGAAGGUGGGAUUUCAACUCUCGACGGAGGCGCCCGGCGUUUCAAAGGUGGUCAGUGUAACUUCCUACCGUCACUUUUCAAUACUGUGAAUACUCAGUGUGUGCAUUGGCAUCAGCUCUUCAGUUCAAUCCACGGCAUCAAAUUUGAUGUGAAUGGAUAGAGAAUCUGUCAGUUGAUUUUUUUUAUUCUGUUGCAUAUCAUGGGGUGUCUGCAGCAUAUAUAUGAGCGUGCGUGCAUAUAUUACUCCCUCUGCUUUCAUACUUUCUUGCUCUAAAAUUGCACAAUCCACUAUCACUAUAACAAACGUGCCAUGUCGCUGGCUUGAGUCGUUUGUUUCUAUUUGUUGCUCUCAGGCAUGCUCUGAAGCGGACUCUCUUGCCUUUGUAGAUUUUAGCCUUUUUAGUUGUGUUUUGUUUUUUGUACCUCCAGCCUCAAAAACCUUGUACAUUUAAAAAAAAAUACAUAGAAAAUCUGUUAGACACUGACUUAUAGGGAAAUUGAUGCCUGCACCUUUUCACCUGCCAUGGUCAGUAACAGGAGUAGUCCUCCACUUUCCACUUGACAUACUCAUUGCACUGGGAUGUACUUCCGCAAGUGUCUCCUUUCUGCCGAUGAUAUACCAAAACCAAUACUGAUAUUGUUUAUUGUUUGAAAAAUGAAGCGAGGAAAGACUGACGGCCUUCAUUGCGUGUGCCAAUAGAAAAAUGCGUCACGCCUUCUUUCAUCCCCUUCACCCCUUCCGUCCGUUUUUAGGAGAAAAUCCCCACAGUCUACGGAACUUUAAACUGCUCCAAAAGUUUUGAAUGUCCGCACUAAGUGCAUUGUAAUGCCUGUUUUAAAGCAUGUAUCGGUUUGUAAUACUUCAGGUUCCUUGUAUAUGUAAAAUGAUGACCUUUUAGUGCCAACAUAUCUCUGGUAUCUGAGGAGAGUAGAAACGACCUGUAGAGAUGGCCUCGUUGGAAUAUGUUCCAUGCAUUCCUUCAUGCCCUUCCAAACUGGGCUAACAGUAUAAUCCUGGAGAAACACUUAAGAGUUUCUCAUUUUGGUCAGUCAGUGUAAAGUUAUUUCAAGGAAUGCUCCACUGGUAUUCUAACCGGGCCUGAGACCCACCUCCACCACCCCUUUCCCCUUUUUUUUUUUUCUUUUUUUUUUUUGUACCUGUACAGUCAUGUUGUUCAACCACUGCAGUCAUUGUUAAUUCUUGUACAAGUUGUAUCACUGGUUGUUGUACCAUAUCUUACAUUUGUAAUUAUGAAACAAUACACUGCCAUUUGUAUAAAAUG
This is a messenger RNA of Nerophis ophidion (straightnose pipefish), 5150 nucleotides long. It is a transcript of the gene grk4, whose product is annotated as G protein-coupled receptor kinase 4. Gene Ontology annotation, molecular function: G protein-coupled receptor kinase activity; ATP binding. Gene Ontology annotation, biological process: regulation of signal transduction; protein phosphorylation; signal transduction. Bases 270 to 1988 code for a protein of 572 amino acids. Lineage: Eukaryota; Metazoa; Chordata; Actinopteri; Syngnathiformes; Syngnathidae. Gene Ontology annotation, cellular component: cytoplasm. The transcript has 16 exons. The record is from RefSeq and is a predicted model, not a curated record.